Messenger RNA from Arabidopsis arenosa, 511 nucleotides. NCBI's taxonomy places the organism in Eukaryota, Viridiplantae, Streptophyta, Magnoliopsida, Brassicales, Brassicaceae. The record is from the annotation of a GenBank genome assembly.
GAUCUUCGUCUGAAUCAAUGGCAACGAUUAGGAACUUGAAGAUAAAAACAUCAACUUGUAAAAGGAUUGAGAAAGAGCUUCACUCUUAUGAGAAAGAAGUUGAGAGAGAAGCUGCUAAGACUGCUGAUAUGAAGGACAAAGGUGCUGAUCCCUACGACCUUAAACAACAGGAAAAUGUGUUGGGUGAGUCUAGGAUGAUGAUUCCGGAUUGCCACAAACGACUCGAGGCUGCAUUAGCUGAACUCAAGUCCACUUUGGCUGAAUUGGAAGAGACAGAUGAGAAGGAAGGUCCAGAGAUUGAAGAUGCAAAGAAGACAGUUGCGGGCUUGGAGAAGCAGUUUCACACUGAAGAUGCCUGAUUUAUUGAUUUAGCCAUCUGUGAGUGCUUGCUCUGUAUUCUGGAAAUGGUCUCGUUAAUCAAUUGUAAGAAUCUUCGUCUCUGUCAUUUCUGUCGAAUCGCAUACACUAAAAAUUGCGUUCUUUUAACUCUUAAUACAUUUUGGUGAUUGUU